AUGUUUGACCUUUUUCCUAUGCUCUUAUCUUCUGUCGCUUCGUUUCUGUUUCCCAUAUUCGCAUCUUAUAAAGCACUCAAGACAAGUGAUCCUACCCAGUUGACGCCAUGGUUGAUGUACUGGGUAGUCCUCAGCUGUUGUCUCCUUGUUGAGUCUUGGGUCUGGUUCAUUAUUUCAUGGAUCCCCUUUUAUGGAUACUUUCGCCUCAUGUUCCUCCUCUACCUCAUCCUCCCCCAGACACAAGGCGCCGCAUUCCUGUAUGAUGAAUACGUCCAUCCUUACCUUGAAAAGAACGAGACGCAGAUUGACGACUUCAUCGCGAGCGCACAUGAGCGCUUGACUGCUGCCGGAAUAUCUUACCUCAAGCUCGCCAUCGAGCAGUUCCGAGUCAAGGUCCUCGGCCUCCCGCCCUCCGAACCCGAGACGCCCCCUCCCGAGACGAACCAGGGUUACACGCAGUCGCUUCUCUCGCGCUUCAACGUCCCAGCCGCGCGGUGGGGCAACAAUAACAACAAUGGCAGCACAGGUACCGACUUUUACAGUCUGCUUUCCAGCGCUGUAGCAGCUGCUACCAACGCGGGUGCUGCUCAAUCAGCCGGCACCAGAACAGUGGGUGGAGAGCCCACCAACCCUGGUGCGUUGAUCCCCCCGCAUCUGCGCGAGUCGGGUGCGAGAAUGGACUUUAUUUCCACCCAGCGCGACCGUCUAAAUGUUCUUCUUUCGGCACUCGAUCGCGAGGCACAAGACCUUCGCUCCGACGCCCAGCGCGCUCAAGCAAACAUGGGCCCUCAACGCGAUCCCAUGGCGUAUGGAGGCUACGACAAUACCAGAAACGAUGACGAAGAACCUACCCAGCGGCCACCUAGUGGGCUGAGCGGGUGGAGCGGCAUUAGCAAGAGCCGCAGCGAGACGGAUUUUGAGAGGAUUGAUGCUGAUGUUAGUUCGGAUGAGGACCACAAGAUGCGUCGGAGAAACAUGGGAGCUGGUACAAGGAAUACAUCAGGUUCGUGGGUUCCCUGGAGCUGGGGUGGGGAUGCCGCACAAGGAGGUGCAAGCGCAUCUGGAAGAGAAAGAUAG
This is a messenger RNA of Fusarium pseudograminearum CS3096, 1077 nucleotides long. RefSeq lists its product as uncharacterized. Lineage: Eukaryota; Fungi; Ascomycota; Sordariomycetes; Hypocreales; Nectriaceae. The transcript is spliced from 3 exons. The record is from RefSeq and is a predicted model, not a curated record. Bases 1 to 1077 code for a protein of 358 amino acids.